Messenger RNA from Bradysia coprophila, 858 nucleotides. Its product is annotated as BTB/POZ domain-containing protein 3-like. NCBI's taxonomy places the organism in Eukaryota, Metazoa, Arthropoda, Insecta, Diptera, Sciaridae. The record is from RefSeq and is a predicted model, not a curated record. Gene Ontology annotation, molecular function: protein binding.
AUGGCACAACCACCUGGAAAUAAAGAGCAAGGAAUCACUAUAAAACGAAAGCAUUUCCACGAAUCCACUAAAUCCCUUUUUAUGGAUAGCAACACGGCCGAUUUUUGGUUUAAAUUCAGCUCAGAUGUCCAUCCAAUUCGCAUUCCAGUGCAUAAAGCAAUGUUAGCCAAAGAAAGCGAAGUAUUUCGUGCAAUGUUCUUUGGUGAAAUGAAAGAACAACUCGACGAAGUUGAAAUUAUUGAUGCGAAUGAUGAUGAAUUCAUCGAAUUCGCUCAAUUUUUCUACUCAGACAGAAUUUCCAUCACCAUAAAUAAUCUGCCAAAACUGAUGUAUCUGGCCAAAAAGUAUUUGGUCAACGAUCUACUCAAAGUGUGCGACGAUUUUAUUAUCAGACAUUUGCCACUGGAAAAACUCAUUUUGGGAUGUGAUUUGGCGGAUCUCUACAAUCGAUUUGAAUUAAAAGCGAAGUUAGAGAUUAAAAUCAGUGAAAAUGCGAAAAAGUUUUUCGCUACCGACGGAUUUCGUGAAUGUUCUCACGAAACACUGGAAAGUAUUUUGGAUAUUGACCAAUUGAUGUGUGAUCCGAAAGAUGUUUUCGAUGCUUGCAUCGAUUGGGCCAAAAACGCACGCGAAAACUUCGAAGCCUACUUGUCGGAUAUGGAAAACAUCAAAAAGCAGCUGGGGGAAUGUUUGUACCGCAUUCCAUUCUAUUUGAUGAGUUCAGAACAAAUCACUCAGAUCGUUAAUGAUUAUGAAGAACUAUUCGAUCGUGGGUCAUUCAAAAAACCAGAGAUUCACGACCGAACAUCAAAUGGCCUAAUUAGAGACUUACGAUCGAACAUCAAAUGGCCUAACUAG